ACGAUUCUUCAAUAUCCCCUUAUUCCAGCUUUAAUUCGUGUCCUCUAGAGACUCAAUUCAAUUCAAUUCAAUUCAAUUCAAUUUUUCAACUAAAGCAAAGAAUACACUCUGUUUUUGAAUAAUUUUAUUAGUUUCUCGAUAAAGAAAAGGAAAAAAGGAAAAAGAUUGAAACUUUAUUUGAUUCUUUGUUGAUCAAAAGUUUCUUGAAUGAAGUUCUGAUUGUAACUCAAGAUGGGUUCUGAUUUUCAUGUGCACUUGUUCCUCAAUUUCAGUUUCCAUAAAGAAAGUUCAUAUAUGGUUUUGUGGGUUAAAGAUAUCUCGAGGGUGGAAAUCCGAUAUGAGUAGAUCAAGUCGACGGUUUGGAAAGAUCUUGCAGUGUUUGUGCUCUGGUGGCGAACAAUCACGGACCGCAAAUGAGAUGAUCCCUUCAUCAGAAUCAGUAGCGACCAACGGUUCUUCUUCACAAGUGGUCUCUUCACAAGUGGUUGGUGAACACGAUAAGAAACCGGAUACUGGUAGUAUCGAAGAAGCAGAAUUAUCGCUUCGUGAAAGUGGCUCCAUCAAUUACGAGGAAGCAAGAGCAUUGUUAGGAAGAUAUGAGUAUCAAAAGGGAAACAUAGAAGCCGCUCUUCACGUAUUCGAAGGAAUCGAUAUAUCUUCAGUUACUCCGAAGAUCAAAAUUAGUCUCGCUAAAACAGGGGAGACUCGCAAAAGACGUUCACAUAAUUACACCAGUCCGCCAUUAUCAGCGCACGCUCUAAGUUUACUUCUUGAAGCAAUUUACUUAAAGUCGAAAUCGUUGCAAAUUCUUGGGCGGUAUAAAGUCCUAUCUGUAUCAACUCUUAAAUCCCCAAGUAAUUUUGCAGAAGCUGCUAAAUCAUGCAAAGUCAUACUCAACAUUGUCGAAUCGUCUUUUCCCGAAGGCUUACCCGAAAACUUCGGUGCCGACGGUAAGUUACAGGAAACGUUAAACAACGCGGUUGAGUUGCUUCCCGAGUUAUGGCAACUCGCCGAGUCACCCCAGGAAGCAAUCUCGUCAUUCAGAGGGGCCCUACUCCGUAACUGGAACCUUAACGAAAAAACAACAGCGAAAAUCGAAAAAGAUUUUGCGGUUUUUCUUCUUUAUAGCGGAAGCAAAGAGGCGGCCCCACCUAAUCUACGAUCCCAAAUGGAUACUUCGUUUGUACCGAGAAAUAACGUCGAAGAAGCUAUUCUACUUCUAAUGAUCUUACUAAAAAAAGUUCAUUUAAAGAAAAUCGAGUGGGACCCAUCUGUGAUUGAUCAUCUUAUUUACGCAUUGUCGAUUUGUAACGGGCUCGGGCCUCUCAGUAAGCAAUUGGAAGAACUGCUUCCGUCGGUUAUCGACAAGAAAGAACGAGGUCUCCUUCUAUCUCUUUGUUGCUAUGGACAAGGUGACGGUUUAUCCGCGUUAACGUUAUUGAAAAAUAUAUAUAAAUACGACGAUCCAGAUUGUGUGUCGGCUUUACUAAUGGCAUCGAAAAUUUGUGGAGAGACUCCCGAUUUUGUAGAAGAAGGUGCGCUUCUCGCUAAGAGAGUGGUUAACGUUUCGGAAAAUAAGUGUGAUGAAAUAGCGGGCGUUGCGUAUUCUUUAUUGGGAAUUUCGCUUUCGGGCCAGUCUAAAAUGGGUUUGACCGAUUCGGAAAGGGUCAAACUCCAAUCGGAAGCGAUUCAGUCUUUAGAGACUGCAAAUCGGUUGACCGAAAUGAAAGAUUCGAGGAUUGUUUACGAUCUUUGUUUAGAAUAUGCUGACCAGAGGAAAUUGGACUCGGCUCUCGGUCAGGCAAAACAUUUGAUUAAACUGGAAUCCGGGUCCCGCAUUGAAAGUUGGUUGCUAUUGACUAGAAUAUUAUCGGGUCAGAAACGGUUUUUGGAUGGUGAAGUAAUUAUUAAUGCUGCGUUAGAACAAACGGGAAAAUGGGAUCAGGGAGAAUUGUUGAGAACGAAAGCGAAGUUACAAAUCGCACAGGGUCGGUUAAAGAAUGCGAUCGAGACGUAUACGCAACUUCUUGCGGUUCUUCAAGUUCAGAAUAAAAGUUUUCCGACACAAAAGAAGAAUCUUGAGGUUGGUGGAAAACAUUAUAGAAAUUUGGAAGUAGAAACAUGGCAUGAUUUAGCUAUGGUGUAUAUAAGUUUAUCGCAAUGGCGCGAUGUCGAAGCUUGUCUUUCAAGAUCCGAGGCCAUCAAUUACCAUUCGUCUUCGCGUUGGCGCAUCAAUGGUUUGUUGUAUGAAGCAAAAGGUCUCGAUAAAGAAGCUUUAAAAGCAUAUGAAAUUGCUCUAGACAUCGACCCUGGUCAUGUGCAAAGUCUUGUUUCCAUGGCCAUGGUUUUAAGACGGCUCGGUGGCAGGUCUGGACCAGCGAUCAGAAGUUUCUUGAGCGAAGCAUUGCGGUUAGACCGGAUGAACUCGUGGGCUUGGUAUAAUCUGGGCCAGUUUUACAAAGAUGAGGGCCCGAUGUUCAUAAAGGAAGCUGUGGACUGUUUCGAGGCUGCGAGUAUACUUAAGGAAACGGAACCCAUUGAGCCAUUUAGAUGACGGUAACUUGUGUGUCGAUGUAAGUAUAUACAACGGGUUUAACUUCAGAAAAAUAAUUGAAUUUGUUACGCCAAAUGUUAUAUUACAGGAGAUAAAAUGAUAUCUAAUUGCCUUUUUGUUAUCA
This is a messenger RNA of Helianthus annuus (common sunflower), 2678 nucleotides long. RefSeq names its product protein NPGR2. The coding region runs from base 248 to 2554 and encodes 768 amino acids. The record is from RefSeq and is a predicted model, not a curated record. The transcript has 6 exons. NCBI's taxonomy places the organism in Eukaryota, Viridiplantae, Streptophyta, Magnoliopsida, Asterales, Asteraceae. Gene Ontology annotation, molecular function: protein binding.